AUGAAUGAUGCGUUUGGCUCUUACUGCAGUAGUAGCCGGCCACAUGAAUACUCAAAGCGGGAUGCAGUGGAAGUGCUAUUUCGGUUGUACCAAACAAUGCACAAACCUCUAUUUUGGCGAGUUGUCAGUCUUAAACGUGCAGGUCAUGGCGAGUCGGAUAUAGAGAGCCACAUGUACGCUAUGCCUGUGUAUACGCACUUACACACAUUGCUAAUAAAUAUGUGGAAGUGCGUAUUUGGCGCCUAA
Plasmopara halstedii is the source of this 246-nucleotide messenger RNA. RefSeq lists its product as uncharacterized. The record is from RefSeq and is a predicted model, not a curated record. Bases 1 to 246 code for a protein of 81 amino acids. The transcript has 2 exons. NCBI's taxonomy places the organism in Eukaryota, Oomycota, Peronosporomycetes, Peronosporales, Peronosporaceae.